AAUCGUUCCAUAUGGAACGAUGACGUAUCCGUUGUCAUAGCAAUGUUUUUGUUAUUAUUUGAAAACAAAAAAGUCUUUACAAUGGCUAAUGAGAUAUACCCAAUCAGACUGCAGAGUUUUUUUAUACAGGGAUUUGAUUGGCUAGCCAUAGUUUUGAUUAUAAUCCCUGCUUCAUGCUUGCUCUGGUCAAAAUCUAAAAUGGCGUCUUCGAGUAAGCGACCACGUAACGAUCAACAGCGAUUUACAGCUCAAGAAGUUGCAGAAAUUCUUAUGAAUGAAAAGAGCGAUGUAGAGAGUAAUGUGGACAGUGAGGUAGGAGGGAUUUCUAGUGGUGAAGAGUUCGAGUUGGACCAAGAAAUGGAAGUAGGAAGUGAAGCUGAAUCGAACACGAGUUUUGUUGAUGAGGAGGCUCAUCCUGAAGGGUCCUCGAGUAGUGAUGAGAGUGUGGGAGAAGAAGCGACAUCUUCGGCGUCGAGACCUGUUUGAGCGAGAGGACGAGGCGGAGGGCGAAGGAGAGGACGGGGAAGAGGCCAGCAGCGUAGGCAGUUGGCUACUGCCCAGCCACAGCAAGCAGCCUCCUACAACAGCUAUGGAGAUGCUGACCAAGUAAACCAGCUCCCCGAUUUUGCUCCGAGUAGAAUUCCUGGGCUACAUUUAGAAGUACCACUACUGAGAGGAGCCAUGACACGUGCGGUGGACUUCUUUCAGCUGUUUUUUACUGCCCACCUAGUUCAGCAAAUCAGUGCAAACACCAGUGCCUAUGCCUAUGCCAACAUCGAGCAGAAGCAGUCGUAUGCCAAUGAAAUGGGGGCAUGGAACGAUACAAACCCUGAGGAAAUCAAUCGACUUAUUGCCCUGAUUCUGUACUGUGGUCUUGUGAAUGUAAGCUCGUUCCACAGAUACUGGAACACAAAAACAUUAUAUCAUGGGCUAUGGGCAAGGGCAAUCAUGGCACGUGACCGUUUCAAGGCCUUGAUGGCCAUGUUACAUGUUGUAAAUCCAAUUGAAGAGGAUGAUCAUGACAAGCUGAGGAAAGUACGCAGUUUCCUUGACCAUUUCAAGGAGAGGUGCAAGGCAUUAUACCAGCCUUUCCAGAAUGUUGCAAUAGAUGAAAGAAUGGUAAAGAGUAAGCAUCGUUCAGGUAUGAGGCAGUAUAUAAAGAACAAACCAACGAAAUGGGGACUUAAGUUGUGGGUUCUGGCAGACAGUGCAAACGGUUACACUUAUGACUUUGAUGUCUAUGCCGGAAGACAGACAGCGAAUGCCCCAAGUACUAAUGGGCUUGCAUAUGAUGUUGUCAUGAAGUUAUUAUCACCCCUACUCAAUCAAGGAUACCAUCUGUAUUGUGAUAACUUUUAUACAUCAGUGACACUUAUAAAGGAUCUUUUCCUUGUGAAGACACCAGCUACUGGCACUGCGGCUGAAAAUAGAAGGGGGUUUCCAGAGGAGAUGAAGAAUGGCAGAAAGUGGGCGGGGAAGCAAGAGCGAGGAAGUAUGAGAUGGCACAGAGAUGGUGUUUGCUUGGCACAGCAGUGGAAGGAUAACAGACCAGUCACUAUCUUAUCCUCCAUUGAAUGUGCCAAUGAUUAUGUAAUUGUUUCAAGAAAAGUGAAAUCCAGAGAACAGUGGACGAACAUCGAAGUGAGGCAGCCGAUGGCCAUCAACAACUACAACAGCUAUAUGAAUGGUGUGGACAGAUCUGACCAGCUGAUGACAAAGAACAACGCUCUCUCAAAGUGCAGAAGAUGGUGGAAAGUCCUCUUCUUCCACAUGAUUGAUAUAGCUGUUGUAAAUAGCUAUAUUCUUUUCCAGCUUCACCGUGCCCAGAACCCUGACAACACAGCACUUUAUCGCCCGAAGAAGUACUCAGUUGCUGAGUUUAGAGAAGAACUAGUGAGACAGCUGGCAGGCUUAGAAGAGUUUGGUCCCCCACCUGCCCACAAGCCACCAACUAGGGCACCUAACCAGUUUGAGACUGUCCACAUGCCAAUGAUGUCGGAUGUGAAGAGAAACUGUAAGGUUUGUUAUGCAACCACGGGAAAGGAACUAAAGGUCAGGACCUACUGCGAAGCACCACAAUGCCAGGCAUACCUGCACCUCACCAGCACCCAGAACUGUUUUAAAAUAUGGCACAGCAAGGAGUUCCAUGAGUAAGAGUGCUUAGUUAUCUAUAGUUUGCAAGGACAAUGCUGUGUACAGUUAGUAUUUCAUUAUUUUUUUUUUGUUUUUCAUAAUUUAUUUAGUGAAUACUAGCAAUUGUAAGCAAGAAAUGCUAGGCAGAAUAACACAAAGCUGAUUAUAAGUGUAUAAAAGACACUAUUGAACCAUGAUAUAGUGUUCUUAUUUUAAAUAUUGUUGAUAAUUUCAGAAAAAAAUAAUUUUUUAUUACCCGUCCCCUAAAUAGCAUAAUUUACAUAUGGUAAGCUUUUCUGCUGUAACUUUCUCUUCUUUUUGUGCAUUAGGCUAGAAUUUAUAGCAAGUGUGUAUUAUAUGAUAGGGAACAAUUUUGUUUUCAACAUUUUUUGAUUGACUUGAUUUCAAGUGUAUAAUGUGAUAUUUUCUUGUAAAUAGUAUAUUACGUAACACCUUAAUUAGCAUAAAUUAAUACAAAAAAUAAUUAGUAAAUGGUGAAAAAAUUAAAAAUGAGGGAACCAA
Nematostella vectensis (starlet sea anemone) is the source of this 2655-nucleotide messenger RNA. RefSeq names its product piggyBac transposable element-derived protein 4. The transcript is spliced from 2 exons. The coding region runs from base 682 to 2154 and encodes 490 amino acids. The record is from RefSeq and is a predicted model, not a curated record. NCBI's taxonomy places the organism in Eukaryota, Metazoa, Cnidaria, Anthozoa, Actiniaria, Edwardsiidae.